Closterium sp. NIES-67 is the source of this 15344-nucleotide messenger RNA. NCBI's taxonomy places the organism in Eukaryota, Viridiplantae, Streptophyta, Zygnematophyceae, Desmidiales, Closteriaceae. The record is from the annotation of a GenBank genome assembly.
GUCCAGAGGCUCUAAAACAAUCUGCACGCCCAAGCCCUCUGCUGUUAACCUCCCAUAUAAUAACCUGUCUUAGCAUUCUUGUGCUGGGGCUUGCUCAAGUGCUAUUACUAGUGUUCUAGUAGAACACUGACCGGAGUCAAGUACACAGGGCAGCUUGAAAAAAUAUCAGGACUCCCGCAUUGACAGGAUCGGGCUGUCAGAUAUGCUGCGGAACAUCACGUUCAUGUCCCUCCCGACCCAAGUCCCGAGUCCCUACCACCGAGAUCGCCCAGCAAUCCGCCUCCCUCCACAACAGCCUUCACCUCGAGACUGGGAAGCUCUGUUGCAUUUUGCGGACGAGAAGUCAUAGCAGCUUCCAUUCUGUGCAAGCUCUGCUGGCCAUAAAGUCCGCUAUGGGUCUGACGUACUCCUGGGAUUCCGCCACUCCCAAUUGCAACACCGGCACCGCUGUUGCCGGCGAUUGGGUUCGGUUGCUCUGUUCCACCGCUGGGGAUGUAGUUGACUUAAACCUCGACUCGGCGGGCCUUGUUCGUAAGGACUUUCCCAGUGACAUCGCCAAGCUCCUAGGAUUGACAUCGGUGGCGAUGCCAUGGAAUUUUCUGGACGGAAACCUUGGGACUUACGUCAAGUAUUUCUCGGUGCUCACCAACCUGCAAGUGGUAGCCAUGCAGUACAUGUACUUCUCGGGAUCGUUUCCAUCUGUCUUCAUCAACCUACCGAGCCUCACUGCGUUGGCGCUCCGCUUCAACUACCUGACGGGCACGGUCCCCACGGCCAUCACGAAGAUCAAGAGUCUGGACCUGUACUCCAACUACCUUGUGGGCAGCAUCCCCACGGGCACCUGGUCCUUCUGCAACAGCGGAAGCAACUGCUUCGCCAGCACUAGCAGCUGCGCCGGCAGCCAGCGCGCCGUCACCGCGUGCGCCAUAUGCGGCAGCACGGAUGGCACUGGCACGCUGUGUGGUGGCACCAAGCUGUGCGUGCCAGACGCCGACACGGCUAUUGCCAGCAAAGUAAAUAACUACGGCGCUCAGGUGGCGCUCUACUGCUCUGCGCUCUACAUGAAUGCCGGCGACGCGGCGGCUCUGCUCAACAUCAAGACGGCCAUGGGGCUCACCUUCACCAACUGGGCCACCACGGUUCCUUGCCGCCUCGAGGGCAAUGCUGCUGGCGCUAACGAGUGGGACCGUGUCAGCUGCACAUCCGACGGCCGCCUCUACUCCAUAGCCAUGCAGUACAUGUACUUCUCGGCGGCGGUUCUGCUCAACAUCAAGACGGCCAUGGGGCUCACCUUCACCAACUGGGCCACCACCAAUCCCUGCCGCCUGGAGGGCGCCAGUGCCAGUGCUGGCGAGUGGGACCGCGUCAGCUGCACCGCUGACCGCCGCCUCUUCAUGAUCAACCUGGACUCCAUGAACCUCGUGCGCAAGAGCUUCCCGUCCGACAUCUCCAACCUCACCGGGCUGGGCAUGGUCAACCUGGACUCCAUGAACCUCGUGCGCAAGAGCUUCCCGUCCGGCAUCUCAAACCUCACCGGGCUGGGCAUGGUCAACCUGGACUCCAUGAACCUCGUGCGCAAGAGCUUCCCGUCCGACAUCUCCAACCUCACCGGGCUGGGCAUGGCGUGGAUGCCGUGGAACUUCAUUGAUGGCAACCUUGAGACCUACCUCAAGGAUUUCUCGGCGCUCACCAACUUGAAGACUCUGGUGAUGCCGUGGAACUUCAUUGAUGGAAGCCUCGCAGACUACCUCAAGGAUUUCUCUACGCUGACAAACUUGAACACCCUGGCGCUCCGCUUCAACUACCUGACGGGCACGGUCCCCACAGCCAUCACAAAGUUGAAGAGUCUGGACCUGUACUCCAACUAUCUGGUGGGAAGCAUCCCCACGGGCACCUGGUCCUUCUGCAACAGCGGCAGCAACUGCUUCGCCAGCACUGGCAGCUGCGCCGGCAGCCAGCGCGCCGUCACCGCCAACCUGGACUCCAUGAACCUCGUGCGCAAGAGCUUCCCGUCCGACAUCUCCAACCUCACCGGGCUGGGCAUGGCGUGGAUGCCGUGGAACUUCAUUGAUGGCAACCUUGAGACCUACCUCAAGGAUUUCUCGGCGCUCACCAACUUGAAGACUCUCAACCUGGACUCCAUGAACCUCGUGCGCAAGAGCUUCCCGUCCGGCAUCUCAAACCUCACCGGGCUGGGCAUGGUCACGUUCCGCUUCAACUACCUGACGGGCACAGUCCCCACGGCCAUCACAAAGUUCAAGAGUCUGGACCUGUACUCCAACUACCUGGUGGGCAGCAUCCCCACGGGCACCUGGUCCUUCUGCAACAGCGGCAGCAACUGCUUCGCUAGCACUGGCAGCUGCGCCGGCACUCAGCGCGCCGUCACCGACUGCGCCAUCUGCGGCAGCACGGACGGCGCCGGCACGCUGUGCGGUGGCAGGGCGUGCAUACCGGAUGCAGACGCACGCAUCUCUGGGCAGCGGCGGCUCUGCUCAACAUCAAGACAGCCAUGGGGCUCACCUUCACCAACUGGGCCACCACGGUUCCUUGCCGCCUCGAGGGCAAUGCUGCUGGCGCUAACGAGUGGGACCGUGGCGCUCCGCUUCAACUACCUGACGGGCACGGUCCCCACAGCCAUCACAAAGUUGAAGAGUCUGGACCUGUACUCCAACUAUCUGGUGGGAAGCAUCCCCACGGGCACCUGGUCCUUCUGCAACAGCGGCAGCAACUGCUUCGCCAGCACUGGCAGCUGCGCCGGCAGCCAGCGCGCCGUCACCGCCAACCUGGACUCCAUGAACCUCGUGCGCAAGAGCUUCCCGUCCGACAUCUCCAACCUCACCGGGCUGGGCAUGGCGUGGAUGCCGUGGAACUUCAUUGAUGGCAACCUUGAGACCUACCUCAAGGAUUUCUCGGCGCUCACCAACUUGAAGACUCUCAACCUGGACUCCAUGAACCUCGUGCGCAAGAGCUUCCCGUCCGGCAUCUCAAACCUCACCGGGCUGGGCAUGGUGGCCAUGCAGUACAUGUACUUCUCGGGGUCUUUUCCAAGUGUGCUCAUGAACCUGCCCAGCCUUACUAGCGUCACGUUCCGCUUCAACUACCUGACGGGCACAGUCCCCACGGCCAUCACAAAGUUCAAGAGUCUGGACCUGUACUCCAACUACCUGGUGGGCAGCAUCCCCACGGGCACCUGGUCCUUCUGCAACAGCGGCAGCAACUGCUUCGCCAGCACUGGCAGCUGCGCCGGCACUCAGCGCGCCGUCACCGACUGCGCCAUCUGCGGCAGCACGGACGGCGCCGGCACGCUGUGCGCGGCGGCUCUGCUCAACAUCAAGACGGCCAUGGGGCUCACCUUCACCAACUGGGCCACCACGGUUCCUUGCCGCCUCGAGGGCAAUGCUGCUGGCGCUAACGAGUGGGACCCGGCGGCUCUGCUCAACAUCAAGACGGCCAUGGGGCUCACCUUCACCAACUGGGCCACCACCGUUCCUUGCCGCCUCGAGGGCAAUGCUGCUGGCGCUAACGAGUGGGACCGUGUCAGCUGCACAUCCGACGGCCGCCUCUACUCCAUCAACCUGGACUCCAUGAACCUCGUGCGCAAGAGCUUCCCGUCCGGCAUCUCCAACCUCACCGGGCUGGGCAUGGUAGCCAUGCAGUACAUGUACUUCUCGGGUUCGUUCCCCAGCAUACUCAUGAGUCUGCCCAGCCUUACCAAUGCCAACCUGGACUCCAUGAACCUCGUGCGCAAGAGCUUCCCGUCCGGCAUCUCCAACCUCACCGGGCUGGGCAUGGUGUGGAUGCCGUGGAACUUCAUUGAUGGCAACCUUGAGACCUACCUCAAGGAUUUCUCGGCGCUCACCAACUUGAAGACCCUGGCGUGCAUACCGGACGCAGACGCACGCAUCUCUGGGCAGGUCAAGAACUCGGGCGCUCAGGUGGCGCUCUACUGCUCUGUGCUCUACAUGAAUGCCGGCGACGCGGCGGCUCUGCUCAACAUCAAGACGGCCAUGGGGCUCACCUUCACCAACUGGGCCACCACCGUUCCUUGCCGCCUCGAGGGCAAUGCUGCUGGCACUAACGAGUGGGACCGUGUCAGCUGCACAUCCGACGGCCGCCUCUACUCCAUAGCCAUGCAGUACAUGUACUUCUCGGGUUCGUUCCCCAGCAUACUCAUGAGUCUGCCCAGCCUUACCAAUGCUGCGCUCCGCUUCAACUACCUGACGGGCACGGUCCCUACAGCCAUCACAAAGUUGAAGAGUCUGGACCUGUACUCCAACUACCUGGUGGGAAGCAUCCCCACGGGCACCUGGUCCUUCUGCAACAGCGGCAGCAACUGCUUCGCCAGCACUGGCAGCUGCGCCGGCAGCCAGCGUGCCGCCACCGACUGCGCCUUCUGCGGCAGCACCAAUGGCGCUGGCACGCUGUGCGGUGGCAAGGCAUGCAUACCGGACGCAGACGCACGCAUCUCUGGGCAGGUCAAGAACUUUGGUGCUCAAGUGGCGCUCUACUGCUAUGCGCCCUACAUGGACGCCGGCGACGCUGUGGUGUUGAUGGCCCUCAAGUCGUCGCUGGGUGUGACUCUCACCAACUGGAAUGCAGCAGCGCAUUGUACGCUGGAGGGACAGACACCACUGCCUUCGCAUUGGGGCGGUGUGCAGUGUGCCGCUGGAGGCCAUGUGCUGAGCAUUGCGCUGAAUCGUCAGGGGCUGCAGGGCUACAUUCAUCCAAAUAUCACCCAGCUCACAACGCUCACAUACCUGGACCUCGGCUACAACCUCUUCCAGAGCCGGCUGGACCUCUUUGCUGCUCCGCUGAAGAGCAUGACCACGCUCAAGGCGCUCUUCUUCCACUACAACUAUUUCGCUGGCCCCAUUCCGUCUACCAUUGCCUUGCUGCCUCAACUCACCUCACUCGGCCUGUUCUCCAACUACCUCACGGGCACGGUGCCCAUCCCCUCCAAGGCCCUGCUCGCUCUGGACGUGGGCUUUAAUUACCUCUCGGGCUCCUUCCCCAAGCUGCCGCUCAUGUUCUGUGCGGGCGACAACAACUGCUUCCUCAACUCAACAGCCUGCCGCACCUAUGGUAUCGUGCAGCGGCCUGGUGGGGCCUGUGCCAUCUGCGGCUCCGUAGCCGCCCAGGGAGACCUCUGCUUCGGUGGUUCUUGUGCUCCCAGCGCCACCGCUGCCGUCAGCGCCGGCACUGUCAACUCGCCCAAUGAGCCGCUGCUGCCCAUGUCAUGCAGAGACAAUCCCGCAACUGUAAUGGAUACAGGCUCAGCCCUGGCACUGCUGAAUGUGAAGAGCGCUCUGGGAGUGACCUUCACCAGCUGGAAUGCGAGUGUGCCCUGCUCCGUUUUCAACUCCACUAUCACUGUCGGAGGCACCUGGACUGGCGUGCUCUGCUCCGCUGCUGGCGCCGUCCUCAGCGUGAACCUCUCCUCCACCGCCCUGACUGGCAGCAUGCACGCCGACAUCUCCAAGCUCUCUGCCCUCACCUACCUCGACCUGUCCAACAACGUCCUACGCGCCAGCCUUGACAACUUCACUGCCCCCUUCUCCGGCCUCAAGGCGCUCCAGCAGCUGCGCCUCAACAACAACUGGUUCGCGGGGACCCUGCCUCAGAUUCUCGUGUCUCUUCCUGCCCUGACUCUGCUGGACGUGCAUGCAAAUGCGCUGACAGGGUCGCUGCCAGGCGUGUCUGCGGCGCUGCUCUCGUUCUUCCUGCAUGACAACUUCCUCGUGGGCAACUUCAGUGGGGGCGCCCUCACGGCGUGCGACGCCAGCCUCAACUGUCUGACCAGUGCCGCUGCGUGCGGUGCGAGCAGCACCUCGCAGAGGGUUGCCGCUGCGUGCGCCAUCUGCGACAGCGCAGCGGCACAAGGGCUGCUGUGCUGGGGAGGCACGUGCCUGCCCAACGUCACAGCCAGCACCAGCCACCCUGACGGGAAUGCCCCACAGCCCAUGUACUGCUCUGGAGCUCCUGUGGUGACAAUAAGCACCGCUGAUGCGGAGGCGCUGCUGGUGCUGAAGAGUGCGCUCAACAUCUCGUAUGCCACGUGGGCAGCUGCCACCUUCUGCACCGUGGCACCCACGCCCGUCAUCACUGGCACGUGGAACGGCAUCCUCUGUGACUCCCUCGGCAAAGUCGUUGCCCUCCAACUCCCGAACACUGGGCUCACAGGCACUCUGCCUGCUGCUGUCUCCAACCUCACAGCUCUCACUGCCAUCGAUCUGACUUCCAACCUCUUCCAAGGCCGCCUGGACGAAGUUACCACGCAGCUGCGCUUCCUCACCAAUCUCAAAGCCAUCGAUCUCGCCUACAACUGGUUCUCUGGCUCAGUGCCUGCAUUCAUGCUCGCUCUCCCCAAGCUUACUGAACUCACCCUGGGCUACAACUACCUCACCGGCUCGCUGGUCGCGGUUGCGGCGCCUCUCUCUGUGGUGGACGUGCAGUUCAACUUCCUGGCCGGCUCCUUCCCCGCACUCAACCUCUCCCUCUGCGCCGGCCGCAUGAACUGCUUCCUCGACGCCACCAAGUGCAAAAACCCUACACGCGUGUCUGAGGUGCAACGCGCCACAGCGUCAUGCGCCAUCUGCAACACGACCAACGCGCAGGGCCGGCUGUGCAACGGCGGGCUGUGCACCGUGAACGCCACGGAUCUGGUGUCGCUGGGUGCACCUAACAGCGCAUCGUCGCCCUUGUUGCCGCUGAUCUGCGUGGGCGCCACCUUUGUGGCCAUGGAUGCCACUCACGCGGGCGCCAUGCUCAACCUCAAGGCGUCGCUGGGUGUCACCCUCACUGACUGGAAGGCGGACUCGCCCUGCUCCCUGACUGGCACUGCCGCCCCUGGGUCGUGGAGCGGAGUCAGCUGUGACGGGACCGGCAAAGUCACCAACGUAAUUCUCAAGGCUCAGAAUCUGGCUGGAAGCAUCCACUCGGACAUCUCCAAGCUCACCACGCUUACCUCGCUUGACCUGCAGUCCAACCUGCUGCAGGGGCGCGUGGACUCCUUCACUGCCAGCAUCAAGGCGCCCCUCGUGCUCAAGGAGCUUGCUCUGCAGUACAACUAUCUCGUUGGCGCGUUCCCCUCCACACUCCUCGCCCUCACCACCCUCUCCAAGCUUUCCGUGGCCUUCAACUACCUCACGGGCUCCCUACCCGCCGUGCCAGCGUCUGCCAAGUCGCUGGACGUGCAGGGCAACUUCCUGGCGGGCGCCUUCCCCACCAACGCGCUCACCUACUGUGCCAGCACCACCAACUGCCUCACCGACGGCUCCAACUGCGCCUCGGUCGGCAUCUCGCAGCGCUCGGGGGCGGAGUGCGCAAUUUGCGGCACCUCCUUCGCCCAGGGCACCCUCUGUGGCGGCGUCACCUGCUUCGUCAACACCACCGGAGUGACUACACCUCCCACUGCGUCGUCUCCCCCUCGCAACCUUUUCUGUGCUCCUGUUCCUGUGGACACCACCACCACCACGACGCUGCUGGCGCUGAAGACGGUGCUGGGGGUGACGUUGACAGAUUGGAGUGCGACGACAGUGGUGCUGAAGCCCAAGGCGCUGAAUGGGGGCAGCGUGCCCCUGGCCACCACUGUGGGCGCCUGCACUGUGGACGGCCAGAUUCCUGCACCCGGCUCUUGGACUGGCGUUUUCUGCAGCCCCACUGGUGCCAUCGUCGCCCUUGUGCUGCCAAACCAAAAGCUGAGUGGAAGCUUCUCGUCUGACAUCACCAAGCUCACUGCUCUCACUGGGCUGGAUCUGAGCGGCAAUCUGUUCCAGCAGCGCUUUGAGGUCUUCGUUUCGCUCUUCACGGCACUCAAGGCUCUCAAGUCACUGUCACUGCAGUACAACUGGUUCUCCAACUCCAUCCCCUCCACCCUCCUCGCCCUCCCAGCUCUCUCCAGCGUCAAGCUAAACCGCAAUUAUCUGACAGGCGUGGUUCCGGCCAUCGGUACGGCUGUCAAAUCGCUCAACGUGGCCAACAAUUUCCUCUCGGGCACCUUCCCCACCGCCGCCCUCACUGCGUGCGACGCGCGCUCCAACUGCUUUCUGGACGCCAGCAAGUGCGCCAACGCCAACGGCACACUGCAGAGGGCCAUUGCCGAGUGCGCCAUCUGCGGGUCCACCAAUGCUGCCGGCGUGCUGUGCGGCGGCGGCUUCUGCACGCCCAACGCCACGGAGCUUGCCGGCACGGGCACGGCCAACGUUGAGGGGCAGGCAGUACUGCCGCUAUUCUGCCAGGGCGGGCCCAUCGAGAUGAGCAUGCGCGACGCCAUGCUCAACCUCAAGGCGUCACUGGGGGUGACCUUCACGGACUGGGCUACGCCUUCGCCUUGCACCAUUGCCGGGCAGCCUGUCGUGCCGGGGGCGUGGUCCAACGUGGUGUGCGACACGGCGGGCAAGGUCACAAGCAUCGACCUCAAGGCUCAGCUGUUGAGGGGCAGCAUGCAUGCUGACAUCUCCAAGCUCACCACGCUCACCUCGCUCAUUCUGGAGGGCAACCUGCUGCAGGGGCGCCUGGCGCUCUUCACCUCUGGCUUCAAGGGGCUCUCAGCGCUCAAGCUACUCAAUGUGCGUUUGAACUGGUUCUCUGGCGUGCUACCCUCCACCCUCGUUACUCUUCCGACACUCAGCACCAUCGAUGUGAGCUACAACUACAUGACGGGGUCGGUGCCCGCAUUAGGCACAGCGCUCAAGACACUUAACCUGGCGGGCAACUUCUUUUCGGGCAGCAUCGGCACGCUCACCAGCGUCUUGUGCUCUGCACAGCUCAACUGCCUACUCUCCCAGGGCAGCUGCACUGCCAGCGGUACUGCCAACCGCCUUGGGUGCAACAUCUGUGGCAGCACGAGUGGCCAGGGCACUCUGUGCAGUGGCGGGCUAUGCGUGCCCAACGCCACAGUGCCUGUGGCGAGCAACUCGCCCCCCACGGUGUCGUCGCCCGCCCUGCCCAUGUACUGCACCGGCACCAUCAUUGACACCACCGCAGCCGCUGCGCUGGGCAACAUUAAGACGGCGCUGGGAGUGACGUUCACAGACUGGGUGGCCCCCACGGCACUGCUGAAGCCCAAGGCGGCAGUGGGCAGCGGCAGCGUGGCGCUGACAGACUGGAUGACCACCGGUGGCUACUGCACUGUUGAGGGGCAGGCCCCCGUCGCUGGCUCCUGGUCCGGCGUCUUCUGCAACUCCCUCGGGCAGCCCGUCAGCCUGAAUUUGUCCAGUCAGAAGCUAGGCGGUUCACUCCAUUCUGAUCUCAGCAAGCUCUCCCUUCUCACCUCGCUGGAUCUGAGUUCCAACUUCUUCAGAGCGCAAAUCGACACUUGGGGCGUGUCCCUUAAGCUGCUCACCACUCUGCAAUCACUCCGUCUCAAUAGCAACUAUCUGUACGGCUCACUGCCCUCGUGGUUCGUCUCCUUCGCCAAGCUCACCAACCUCGAGGUGAACAUGAACGUUCUCAUGGGCACAUUCCCCGCCAUCACCUCCACAGUGUUAAAGCGCCUGCUGGCGGACCAGAACUACUUCGGAGGCACCUUCCCCGCCAACACCCUCACGUACUGCACUGCCUACUACAACUGCAUCUCCAACUACACCUCCUGCAGCUCCCUCAGCCCAAACAACCCCAUCCCCUCCGUCGGCUGCCAGUUCUGCGGCACAACCAACGCCCUGGGCACCGCAUGCCAGGGCAAUCCUUGCGUGCCCGCCACCCCCUCACCCAUCACGGCGGUCAACAUCUGGAAUCCCGUUCCCUUCCUGCGCUGCGAUCCCGUCCGCAUCGACGCCACACAUGCGCCUGCGCUGGCGGCCAUUUCGCCAGGCUUGUGGAGCUCUCAGACCACGUGCACGCUGGUGGGGCAGACCACUGUCCCAGGCUCCUUCCCCCUGGUCUACUGCAACGUUGUCGGGCAGGUCCUUGAAAUCAAUUUUGCCUACAUACAGGCCACGGGUUCCAUCCCCUCCGACGUUUCAAAGCUCGCCACACUCACCAAGUUUGACUUGUCAGGCAACCUCUUCUCCGGCCGCCUUGACGCCUUCCUCGCCCCGUUCCUUCCCCUCAAGGCCCUCAACGUCCUGCGCUUCAACAACAACUAUUUUUCGGGCUCCUUCCCAUCAACCUUCUCUGCUCUCUCCGCCCUCACUGAACUGAAAGUGCAAUUGAACUACCUGACCGGCAGCCUGCCUGCCGCGCUGCCGGCAAGCCUCAAGAGCAUAGACGCAUCCAGCAACUACCUGGUCGGCACGUUCCCCACCAUCAGCGCCACCUUCAUCAACUGCGCCACCAAUUGCUUCCAGGACCCCUCCAAGUGCGCCUAUGGCACGGUGCAGCGCCCCUCACCAGCGUGCGCCAUCUGCGAAACCUCCAACGGCACUGGCAGGUUGUGUAGCGGCGGCAUCUGCGCGCCCAAUGCAACAGCUGCCGUGGCAGCUGGCAUGCUGAAUGAGGGCACGGCGUCUAUGUACUGCCUGGGCGCCGCCAUGGAUCCCGCCAUGGCUGCGGCGCUGCUGAACAUGAAGGCGUCGCUUGGAGUGACGUUCACGGACUGGGCGCUGGACACGCCAUGCACCAUCCAGGGGCUCCCGCCGAUGCCAGGCACGUGGAGCAACGUCAUCUGCAACGUCACCGGCAAAGUCGUGCAGCUGUCCCUGGGGGGCCAGAGGCUGACAGGGACGAUGCACUCGGACAUUGCCAAGCUCACGUCCCUCACAAACAUUGACUUCAAUUCCAACUUAUUGGAGGGUCGUUUUGAUGUGUUUGCAGCCAACUUCAAGGCCCUCACCUCGCUCAAAGAAGCCUUCUUUGACUUCAACUGGUUCACAGGGCCCAUCCCUUCUUCCCUUGUUGCCAUUGCCACCCUCUCCAAGCUGGGCGCGAGCUACAACUAUCUGUACGGCGCCAUGCCCACCCCUGGUGCGGCCCUCAAGAGCCUCAAUGUGCAGGGCAACUGGCUCUCUGGCACGUUCCCUGGCUCUGGCUUCGUGUCCUGCAAUGCGUUUGCCAACUGCUUCACCAACAUGGGCGGAUGCGUCCAAGCCACCAGCCUUGCUCAGCGUGCUGCGUCCGCCUGUGCGGUCUGCAACUCCAUCGACGGCACGGGCACCAUCUGUGGCGGCGGCAUCUGUGCGCCCGACACAUCUCUUCCUCUUUCCAACAGCUCGCCCAACACUGCGGUUUCCCCCAUCCUGCCGCGCUUCUGUGUGGGCGUGGGGCUGGACGCCACGCAGGGCAACGUGCUGCUGGCCCUCAAGACCGCCCUUGGUGUCACUUUCACUGACUGGACCGCCGCCACCCUCGCCACCCCCAAGGCCUCCCCCACCAAGCCCAAGGCGGGGUCGAAGCAGCGGCGCAUGCUGGCACGGGGGUCGGGGAUGUUCUAUUCGUGGGCGUCGGUGGGGUCGUGCACCAUCCAGGGCCAGACGCCCAUUGCCGGCUCCUGGACCGGCGUGCGCUGCUCUCCUGCCGGACUUGUUGUCAGCCUUGAUCUGCGGAGCAGACUGCUGAGUGGCACAGUGCACUCCGACAUCAGCAAGCUCAGCACGCUCACUUCACUGUACCUGACAUCCAACCUCUUCUUCAACCGCCUCGACUCCUAUGUUGUGCCGCUCACGCCCACUGCCAGCCUCAAGGAGCUCUACAUCAACUUCAACUGGUUCUAUGGCACGGUCCCGGCCACGCUCCUCAACAUGCCAGCCCUCUCCGUCCUGCUGAUCAGCAACAAUUAUCUGACAGGCGUGUUGCCCAAGCCGGGCGCGGCCAUCAAGGCCCUGGGCAUGGAGUUCAACUUCCUCUCGGGCACCUUCCCCGCAGCCACGCUCGCCUACUGCAGCUCCCGCAGCAACUGCUUCCUCGACGCUGCCGCCUGCUUCAGCCUGGACGGCAGCGCACAGAGGGACACAGGGUGCAACGUGUGCGGGUCGGCUAACGGGCAGCUGCCACUGUGCGGCGGGGCUGUGUGCACGCCCGACCCCUCGGCCUACAUGGCGUCCCAAGUGCCCAACAGCGCCACGGCGCCCACCCUGGCCCUCAAGUGCCUUGGCAUGCCCCUCGAUGCUGUCUCCUCAUCCGCUCUGCUCAACAUCGGGUCGGCGCUGGGUGUGACGCACACGGACUGGAGCGCCAGUAGCACCUGCAACAUCCUGGGGCAGAGCUCCGCCCCCAAAUCGUGGCCGGGCGUCUGGUGCAGCGGCACCGGCGUUGUCGUAUCCCUCAUGCUGAACAACAUGAAGCUGUGGGGCACCAUCCACGCCGACAUGACCAAGCUCACUGGGGUCACCUAUCUCCACCUGGGUUAUAACCUGCUGUCUGGCGGCCUCUCCUCCUUCGUCUCCAAUAUCACACCUCUCACUGCCCUCGCUGUCCUGAACCUCAACUUCAACUACCUCUACGACAGCGUGCCAUCCACUCUCCUCAACAUGGCUUCCCUCACAGAAAUGCACCUGGAUGUCAACUACUUGACAGGGACGCUGCCAGCCAUUUCCACGAAGAUCAAGUACCUGGCAGUCAACCACAACUUCCUCGCGGGCUCCUUCCCAGCGCAGGCCUUCCAGUUCUGCGAUGUGCGCAACAACUGCUUUGCCUCCGUUGGCUCCUGCAUAAAUGCCGACGGCGUGGCCCAGCGCGCCACGGGCUGCAACAUCUGCACCACCGCCGCCGCUGUCCCCCCCCUCUGCAACGGCGCUGCCUGCGUCCUCAACGCGUCGGUCCCCCUGGCUGCCGGCUCUCUCAAUGACUACGCUGCUCCCAUCCAGCCCUUCUAUUGCCGGCCGGCCACCAUCGAUGCCACUGCUGCUCAAGCACUGCUGGUGCUGAAGGCGGCGCUGGGUGUGGCACAGAGCAGCUGGCUGGUGGACUCGCCCUGCAAUGUGGCGGGCAACCCGCCCGUGCCCGGCAGCUGGGUGGGCGUCGCUUGUGAUCUCUCCGGCCAAGUUGUCAGCCUGGACCUGCCCAGCAUGGGUCUGCGCGGGAGUCUGCCUGCUGAUGUCUCCAAGCUCUCUGCCAUCACCAGGAUCAACCUGGAGUCAAACCUGCUGGAGGCGCGGCUGGGCGAGUGGGCCUCGGUGCUCACCACGCUCAAGGCCCUCAAGCAUCUGGCGCUCAACUACAACUGGUUCUCCGGACUUCUGCCAUCCUACCUCCUUGCACUGUCCUCCCUCACAACGCUCAACCUGCAGUUUAACUACCUCACCGGCACCAUCACCGGCGCCCCAGCGGUGGCCCUCAAGUCUGUCAACGUGGCAUCCAACUUCCUGGGGGGCUCCUUCCCGGCAUCUUCCACCACCAUGUGCGACGCGCGCAGCAACUGCCUCGUGGAUGCAUCCAAGUGUGUCAGCUCGGGGUCGUCUGCGCAGCGCGCCGCUGCUGCGUGCGCCAUCUGCGGCUACGCCAACGCAUCCACACUGCUGUGCGGGGGAGGCGUGUGUGCGCCCAACACCUCCGCUCCACUCGCCUCCAAGAUGCCCAACAGCGCCUCUGCUGCUGUGCUGCCGCUCAUGUGCACUGGCGUCAGGAUCGACCCUGCUGCCCUGCCGGUUCUUGCGAACCUGAAGACGGCGCUGGGGGUGCCACAUGCGGAGUGGGGGACGGCGACCAUGUGCACGGUGACGGGCGUCACUAAGGGCCCUGGGGAGAUGGGCGCCGUGUACUGCAAUGCAGGGGGCGCCGUAGUGGACUUGUACCUUAAGCAGCGCGGCAUGCGCGGCACCAUGCACCCUGACAUCUCCAAGCUCACCGCGCUCACCGCACUCGAUGUCUCGUCCAACUUCCUCUCCGGCCUCCUCGACCCCUACUUCUCGCCCCUCUCCGCCCUCACCAACUUGCAGUACCUAGUGCUGCAGUACAACUUCUUCUCCGGCCCCAUCCCCUCCACUGUCACGGCCAUCAAGAGCCUCUUCAUGCUGAGCCUGGGGUGGAACUACCUGACGGGCACGGUGCCGGCACUGGGCGCGACGGUGAAGUCGCUGAACCUGGAAAACAACUACUUGGUCGGCACCUUCCCCACUGCCACGUGGACCUUGUGCACGGCGCGCGCCAACUGCUUCACCGACCCCACCAAGUGCAACGCCAACAACGGACAGGGCGUCACCCAGCGCCCCUCCUGCGCUAUCUGCGGCAGUGCGGACGGCCGGGGCACUCUGUGCGGCGGCACGGCCAUCUGCCAGCCCGACCCUGCGGCUGUGAAUGCCGCCACUGCCAUCCCCACGACCACCACCCCCGCGCUCGCCCUCAUGUGCCCUCCCCCUCCGCCGGUCGCCACUGACGCCGCAGCAGCAACUGCGCUGCUGAACAUCAAGUCGGCCCUGGGAGUGACGUACACCAACUGGGCGGCCGGAGCCACGUGCACCUCUGUAGGCAGCACGGGUGCGGGCGGCUUCACGGGCGUCGAGUGCAACGCUCUGGGCAACCCUGUCAAGAUCACCCUAGACAGUCAGAAACUGUUUGGCAUUCUGCAUGGUGACAUCACUAAGCUGACGGCCCUCACAUUCAUCUCGCUCAAGUCAAACCUCUUCAAGUCGCGCCUAGAGGAUUUCGCUGUCAAGAUUCCCACACUCCCCAACCUUGCAGUACUGCUGCUUGACUUCAAUUGGUUCUUUGGGAGUCUGCCCCCUGCUCUUGUCGGCAUGGCCUCACUCACGCGCCUUGGUAUCUCAUACAACUAUCUGACGUACCGCGUGCCGCCGCUGUCGCCAGCCCUCAAGGAUAUUGACAUGUCCAGCAACUUCCUGUCGGGCACCUUUCCCACCAACUCCGCCACCUCUUGCGGCGCCGCCAGCAACUGCCUGCUCAACGCUGCAUCGUGCACCACCAAGGUUCUGUCAACACAGCGGGCGUCUGGGUGCAACAUCUGCAGCACCUCCUCUGUUCCGGGGCAGGGCAUGCUGUGCCUUGGCCGGGGCAUCUGCACGGUCAAUGCCUCUGUACCCUUCAACGCCCAGACCCCCAACACUGCCAGCGCCGCCAUCCUGCCCUUGACUUGUGUCGAUCUGGUGUGCGGCUCCGUCCCGCCUGUUGUUUGCCCCAACGACUGGCGCUGCUUUGCUCUGCAGUGUAUCGUUUCCUACACCAACUGCAUCGGCUACCUCUGCAUCUAGGAUGCUCUCAGCUGCAUUUGCUAUUUCUACAUCUCAAGCUCUUAGGCUUUCACUGGGUCCUGCAUCUGGAAUGUUUUUCCGUUGGCCUUAGCUGCCGGUAAUACCAAUUUGGUGGUCUUGGUUGCCUAGAACAUCAUUGUGGAGGCCUUGGCUACCUAAAAUGUUGCUUGCUGACUUUUUUUUGCCCAGAAUGCUGUCUACACCCUUCAUUGCCUUUCUUUCUGACAAGAAUUUAUCAUUUCUAUGUUUUUAUGUUAAUUGAAC